AAUAUUAUCAUUAAGAUUUUUUCAAGUAUAUUAGAUUAGUCAAAUAUCUUUAAUUUCUAAAAUAAUUAGUACACUAUAUUGAUCGAGGCUCUUUCAUAAAACGGUGAAUACCCGAAAUGUCGUACACCAGCAAAUGCAACAACAACGAUAUUUGCAUCUCUGCUUUACACUGCAGGCAAGCAAGGAACUCGCGACUUUCAUGACUAUGGACUCAGACCGUGGUACAUUUAUUGACUGCCAUUGCCAUUUAGCUGCGGAUGAUUUCAAAGAGGACAUUGGUGAAGUGAUUUCAAGAGCUAAGGGGAAUGGAGUGGAGGCAGUAUUAGUAGUAGCAGAGCAUUAUGGAGAGUUUGAUAGAAUUAUCGAGCUGUCUCGAUCUUUUCCUGGCUUUGUGCUUCCAUGCCUAGGUGUUCACCCUGUUCAGGGCCUAAGUCCUGAUAUGCAAAGAAGUGUUACUGAGAGUGACAUCGUGGAAGCCUUGCCUGCUAUUGAGAAGUAUGCUGAUCAGCUUGUAGCUGUUGGGGAGGUUGGAUUGGAUUUCACUCCAAGAAAUGCUAAGACUUCUGAAGACAAAGACAUCCAGAGACUGGUCCUAUCAAAACAAAUACAACUAGCAAAGAGACUGAAUCUACCACUAAAUGUUCAUUCUAGAUCUGCAGGCAGACCCACUAUUGCAUUGCUCCAUGAACAAGGUGCUGAGAAAGUAUUGCUUCAUGCAUUUGAUGGCAAGCCAUCUGUAGCUAUGCAGGGUAUACAAUAUGGCUACUAUUUCUCCAUACCUCCUUCUAUAGUCAGGAGUGAACAGAAGCAAAAGCUUGUUAAACAGCUCCCUUUAGAGAGGAUUUUACUUGAGACUGAUUCCCCGGCACUGGCUGCAGAGAAACAAACAAGAAACGAACCCAGCAACAUCCACAUAUCAUGUGACUACAUCGCAGAGGUCAAAGGGGUGUCAGCAGAGACUGUUCGACAAGUAACCCGGGAGAAUACUUUGAAACUUUUCCCCCAAAUUCAAAGGUUUCUUAAAGCAAGAUGAGGACAUCUUAAAGGACUGCAAUUUGUCAAAUCAGAAUUUAUCUUUCAUAAUGACAGUUGAUGAGUGUGAUAGUGAUAGUGUAAUCAAUUAAAGAAGCUUACUGGUCACAAAAUGUUUUAUCGCCAUGGUUCAAGCAUCUAUGAUAUGACAUGUGUAAAAUCUUGAAAGGUAUUGGAUGGAAUGGAUUAGAAUAAAUGCAUCAAUCGGUCUGUCUCUUCAUCA
Molecule: messenger RNA, 1255 nt
Organism: Strongylocentrotus purpuratus (purple sea urchin)
Lineage: Eukaryota; Metazoa; Echinodermata; Echinoidea; Camarodonta; Strongylocentrotidae
Gene: tatdn3
Product: putative deoxyribonuclease TATDN3
Exons: 9
Coding region: 134-1033 (299 amino acids)
Molecular function (GO): hydrolase activity, acting on ester bonds
Source: RefSeq, a predicted model, not a curated record